Linnemannia hyalina is the source of this 507-nucleotide messenger RNA. The record is from the annotation of a GenBank genome assembly. Lineage: Eukaryota; Fungi; Mortierellomycota; Mortierellomycetes; Mortierellales; Mortierellaceae.
AUGUUCUUCCUGCGUAACUUGUCACAUACGAUCAACCUGCACCCGUCCUACUAUGGACCCCACAUGAAAGAGUUCCUGAUGAGGAACCUCCACGGAGACGUAGAAGGAACCUGCUCAGGAAGAGUCGGCUUCAUCAUCUGCGUCCUCACCAUCACCAACAUCUCUCCCGGAAAAGUCCUGCCCGGAUCGGGACUCGCAGAGUUUGUUGUCCACUACCAGGCGAUCGUCUUCAAGCCAUACAAGGGUGAAGUCGUCGAUGCUAUUGUGACCAGUGUCAACCAGAUUGGAUUCUUUGCGGAUGUUGGUCCCUUGCAGGUCUUUGUUGCCCAGAAGCUGAUGCCGAGCGAUUUCAAGUUUGAUUCGAACGGGCCAUGCUAUCGCGGCGAUGAUCAGAUGAUUGAGAAGAACGGACAAGUGCGUCUCAAGAUUGUCGGUCUCAAGCAUCAAGCAACGCAGAUCAAUGCUGUCGGAACGAUAAAGGAAGAUUACCUGGGACAGAUCCAAUAA